Messenger RNA from Megalops cyprinoides (Indo-Pacific tarpon), 4958 nucleotides. It is a transcript of the gene scamp5a, whose product is annotated as secretory carrier membrane protein 5a. The transcript is spliced from 7 exons. The coding region runs from base 272 to 964 and encodes 230 amino acids. NCBI's taxonomy places the organism in Eukaryota, Metazoa, Chordata, Actinopteri, Elopiformes, Megalopidae. The record is from RefSeq and is a predicted model, not a curated record. Gene Ontology annotation, biological process: protein transport. Gene Ontology annotation, cellular component: trans-Golgi network membrane; recycling endosome membrane.
GGAGGAGCAAGACGUCCCAGUGUUUUUUUCGUACACCCACGUCCUCCGUGGAGAAAUAAAAUAACAGAUAAGGAAGCUACAUCCGUUUCCUUCAGCUGAUACUUGGAACGUUGUUAUUUCCCUUACUGAAUGGAAAACAAUUAAUAGCAAUUAAAGGACACGGUGUUGUAGCCAGCUAUAUUCUUGGAUAGAGAAGGAGAGUCGAGGGACAGAGAGAGAGAGGAGCAAAUUACUGUGAACAUCAGACUGUGGAAUAAAUCCAGAGUUCUCCAUGGCAGAAAACAAUUUUCCUCCCUUGCCGCGGUUCAUUCCCCUUAAGCCAUGCUUCUACCAGGACUUCAACGAGAUCCCUGACCAGCAUCGCACCAUGUGCAAGAGGCUUUACUACCUGUGGAUAUUGAACAGCGCCACGCUGGCUGUUAAUCUGAUUGGCUGCCUGGCUUGGAUGUGCGGUGGGGGCGGAGCCACUAACUUUGGCAUGGCCAUCCUGUGGCUUAUUCUCUUCACACCCUGUUCCUAUGUGUGCUGGUUCAGGCCCAUCUACAAGGCCUUCAAGACUGACAGCUCCUUCAACUUCAUGGCGUUCUUCUUUGUCUUCAUGGCCCAGGUGGUGAUCAGUGUCAUCCAGACAGUUGGGAUUCCUGGCUGGGGAGUGUGCGGCUGGCUUGCCACCAUUACCUUCUUCAGCACCAACAUCGGUUCCGCUGUGGUUAUGCUGAUUCCAACCAUAAUGUUCACUGCUGUGGCUGUUCUCUCCUUCAUCGCUCUCACCAGGGUCCAUAAAUUGUACCGCGGCAGCGGGGGCAGCAUGAGCAAGGCCCAGGAGGAGUGGGCCACCGGGGCUUGGAAGAACCCGCAUGUCCAGCAGGCAGCCCAGCAGGCAGCGAUGGGGGCAGCCCAGGGGGCCAUGAACCAGCCACAGUACUCCUCCACACCCACCUACAACUAUGACAACCAGAUGUAGGGCGUGAGGAGGAAGGAGGGAGGGAGGAGAGGAGAGGGAGGUGAGCAUGUCAAAGCGCGAGCUGGAAUUUGUUGCCUGCCAUCGAAAGAACUGGAAAAAAAAAACGAUAUCCUGUUAUACCUGCAGUCUGGUUAACAAAAGGACGGGUCCUGGUGUUUUUUAGGUAGUCUUUUUAAUGUAGUUUUUUUUAUUUUACUUGCUAGUCCUCAGUCAAAUAUUGCUGCCACCGUUUCCUGACAUUUGCCCACCAGCAGGUGUUAUUGUCCCACAGUUAUAAGUGUCAUACUGUGCCUAUUCCAUUAUCCCAACACCAUCCAUGCCCACUUCCGCUGUGUCACCUGCAGUACCACUACAGCCCCGUCCCACGUCCCAGCACAUACUACUGCUCCAGCACUCCAGGAUGGGCCAUAGCCCACCUUCAACCCCAAAUACAGAGAGAGAGCAGUUAUGUUUACUCUUCUUCAGCACAUAACCCAACCUGUCCAUAGACAGCCAUACCAACAUGGCUGGAAGCUGCAAUAAUCAGAAACCGAUGCCCACACAGCACCCCGUGUGCCACUCGUGUGAUAUUUGUGAUCUUCAGUGCCACUGGCUACCAUGAUUUACUUGCAUUGUCCUCCAUGGCAGUGCUUGCCAAUUAAAUAGAAGCCACUAUUUACAGUACAUCUUCCUGUAUUUCCAUAGCUGAGACACUUGGUGGCAGCAUACAGCCUUGUUUUGUAAAAUCAGUAUAUCUAUGAAAUUUUCCUGGCAAUAAAGUAUCUGAUUCUACUGGGGAUAGAAAUAGUUAAGUAAAGCCAUUAGAUUUUACUUGUGCACAGUUCAUUUUAAUCAUAUGUCUAUGGUAUAUUCAAGUUGCAUAAUGUUUUUCCUAGUUCAUUUAAGCCCACUGUGGUAGUAGGUCUUAGGUCUUAGGCUGUGGUUAAACAGUGCCUGCUCGCGAUUUGUCAUGACAUGGCAAAUAUCCUAGUGUAUUCAAUUUUUAUUAUUUUUUUUAUUGGUUUGUUUAAUUUCCAGACAAAUUCUCUCUGGGUUUAAUGUGCACUAGUGACUGCAAAUGUAGAACCCUAUGCUGCCAUACUUGAGUGUUAACUUGCAAGGACAAGUUUAUUAGUUAGUUAAUUUUUUAAAAAAAUACCUUAAUAGUCUUAAUUUUCUUUUUCUAAUCAUGUAGCAGUAUCAUAAAACAUAUAUAAUCAGAGAAGGAUAGUAACGCUACAAUGUAAUGUUAACACUUUAGGAGACUGAAUCAAAAUGAAAUUAAAAAAAAAAAAUCUGGGGGAUUUUAUGUCAGUCUUUUAACCCGAAGUAUUUUAUAUUUGAUAUUACUUCAGUUACAGUAUAUUUGUGUUUGUAAUUCUCAGGAAAAGCAGAACUUUGGACUAUGAACCUUUUCCUGGGUUUAGGUUUUUUGUUACGUUCUUUACUGUUAGAUGCUCAGUUUAGCUUUUUGGCUUUAGGGUCACCAGCAGGGGUAUGGCCGUCUGUGACUAGUUUCACAUGAGAAAAGACUACUCAAAGGUCUUGGUAUAUGCAUUACGGUUAGUAGUACAGAACUAUGUUCACUCACACAGAUCUACAGUGAGAUUUUGUUCUUUGCUCUGUCUAGUUGGUAACAGUGGUCAAUAGACAGGGUAAGCUGUGCGGCACGUUUUACUUAUUUCCUUCACCCUCAUUAUUAUACACUUACCAUGGAUUUGGAAUAUUCAUCCAUAACAGAAUGGGGUGAUACUACACCCCUGUGACUGAAGCACAACUAUGUCCCAAUACAGAAAACCGGACCAAAACGGUCCCCUCUGCUGGUGAAACCUGAGCAAUGCAAGAUAUUGCAGCAUUGGGAAUUCUUUAAGGGAAGUGUAAACCAAAUCUCUGCUUCGCCUCAUGCAGUUUAGCUUACAUUAUGGAACAUCGAAUAGACUUGUAUUCCCUUUCCUCACACCUUUCACAAAUCCUCAAAUAUAAACCCUGUGCUCCCGUCUCCUUCAACCAAGUCUUUAAGCAAAACAAAUUAUGUAUGUGAUUUUUUUGGUUUUGUGGAUGACAAGUGAUAUUUAAAUGUUGCUGUAUAUGUGAGAGAUUAAAACAGAAUUUUAUUAUUAUACUUCAACAAUAUAUCAGUAAGUAUCUGCUCUUAAAUGCCCUCUAUGAAAUCACCUUUGCAGUUCUGUAGCUUGCCUCUGACUCAGAACAAGUAUCCUGUGUGCUCCCGAAUUUUGCUCAGUCUCUUGUGGUCUCAUUAUUUGUGGUCUCAACAGCUAAGAUUUAAUCCUGUAUGAUCUUGGAGGCACUCGCUGUCUUUCAGUUUCAUUGAGCUUAGUACUGUGCAGAAAGGCUUUAUAUUAUAAAGGGGGAGCUGCAUAUCCUUGUUCCUGACCACAGAAAGAGGAGAAAGGAGCAUUAACUGUGUAUUAGCAGUAAUAGAACUUUAGAAUAGAGUCUUUAUCAUCUCACAAGUGGGGGCCUAGAGCCAGUACUCCUAUUUCAAAUAAAUAAGUUGUAUAGUUCAAAUGUGUAUGUUGUCUAAGAUGUCUGAAAAGUCCUACAAUAGGCAUGUAACAUAGUGCCAGUAAUUCCAGUAACUUGUGAAUUGACCGACCUGUUGGUGCAGUAGUGUCCAUGUGUAUUUUUAUUCUGUAUUUUUUUUUCCUCAGAAAUGAACUUGUACAUAAACCUGUGUUUCAUUCUUACUAUCAUUUGUUUAAAUCCAGGUAGAUGUACACGUAUGUGAAGCAGUGUUGUUCUGUCUCUUCUGUUAUGUGACAAUGGGGAAUGGCCAGCAGGGGGCACUCAUAUACAUGAAAAAAUGUAAGCUAAAGUUGCCAUAAUGCUUGCAUUACUAUACAGUCACAAAGAACUUCAUGUGUUGCUCUGUUAUCUGUCUGCCCCUGGUUUCCCUAUGCCAAAAUCUAUAAAACGACCUGAGAAAAAGCAACAGCAAGAAAAAAAAACAGGGUGAGUCAAAUUGCAGUGCCAGUGUGUAUUUGCAUCUCAUAUAAAGGCACUUGAGUGAGUUGAAGGGUGACAUUAAUACUGCAGAAUCUGCCUUAAGGAAGAGGGGAGAGUUUCCUCAACAGUAUGGCUGUGACCACCUUUUAUGUAACAUAUGCAUACAGUAUUUACAUCUGCACUAUUGGAAUGGCCUUACGAAUUCUGAGUUCCAUUGUCAUUGGGGAUAGAAUAAUUGCAUAAGUACUCUGGAGCAGGGACAGAAAUUCUCAGUUCAACCUGUACUGCACAAACCCAGCUAAUUAAUACUUGCUGAGUCUGGGUAAUAAAGCCCCUACCAAGUAGAAUGUAUACAGACUUGUAGAACAUUCUAUUUAGGUAUCAGAUCGUAUAGAUUACCCACCUGUGCCAAGGCUUCUAGCUCAGGUUUGCCCUUAAUUAUGUGCAUAAAUACAUGUAUGAUAAUUUAGAUUAAUUAAAUAGCCAUACAUAUUUACCAACAUAAGAAACUUAAGCAAAGUGUAUGUUCACUGACACUUAUCUAAAUGGUGGACUGGAUUGUGGUACCUGCCCUGUAUACAUGUUCAGGCAUAGUGUAAUAUCAUGUCCGGUCACUAAAGGAUUGUCCCUGCAGACAAGGAGACAAGAAGAGCACUGCAUCCAUUCAACUGCUGUAUUGUUUGGUAUUAGAGUGAUUAUAUUGCAUAACAGCAUUUAAAAGCCAUUAUAUUGUGGAAAAAUGGAGGCCUUGACCAAAGUGUUGUUGAGUUUCCCUAUGAAUAUUUCCUGAUAAAUAAUCAAAUAGAUUAUGCUGCUUCUUAGUUACAUACUUCCAGUUGUUGUUUGAUAUUGAUUAUUUACCGAAGCAGAGAAAGAUAACUCUCCCAUUGAUUGAAAAAAAAAAAAAAAACUUAGUGUAAAUCUAUAUGUGCUGAUCAUGUGACAUUCUGUGCUCUUUGAAGAGGAAAAGCAGUUUGAAGGAGAUAUUUUUUAUUUUUUAAACAUUUUUAUUUCUUUUCCUGAUGAAUAUUAAACAGAUCCUGUUGCA